UUUCUUUUUGGUAUCCGACUCGAAAAGAUCCAUCACGGCGAGCAUGAAUCUUCGUUGUAUCCUUCCGUUUCUCCUCGCAAGCUUCUCGGCUGGGGCUUUUGUGUUCAAUCGUGUGGCAACGUUCAAUAUUUGUACGCAGAUUGAUCCCACGUGUAACACCGACACCGAAGCAGUUGCCGAGAUUGUUGAUGCAUCACCUGACGGUAACACUCUAUUGUAUACUGAUGGCGUCGCUGGGAACAUUGGCCUUGUUGACAUUUCAGAUCCUUCCAAUCCUGUGGGACUUGGAACAAUCGAUGUAGGUGGUGAGCCUACAUCCGUCGCAGUGACUGGCGACGGCUUGUACGCUGUAGCAGCCGUGAACACUUCUCCUGACUUUGUGAAUGUCACCGGGAAUUUGAUUGUCAUCGACAUCGAAUCCCAGUUAAUUGUGGCCACCCUCCCUCUACCAGGUCAACCUGACUCACUUAAGGUUUCUCCUGACAAUCAGUUCAUCGCCAUUGCUAUAGAAAACGAACGCGAUGAAGAUCUCGGGGACGGGGCCCCUCCCCAGAUGCCUCCUGGCUCGUUGGUUGUUGUUGACAAGAGCGAUACUGAUCCAACAAUGUGGUCGACGACUCUUGUCAACCUGACCGGACUCGACGGCUUGCGAUUCCCCGAGGAUCCCGAGCCUGAGUUUGUCGACAUCUCGACCGACAACGUCUGCGUGAUCACUCUUCAGGAAAACAACGGCAUAGUUAUCCUUGACCUGGCUUCUCUUAGUGUUUUGACUAGCUUUUCGGCUGGGGCGGUGGCAGAAAUCACUCAAAUUGACGCCACUGAAGAUGACAUGAUUUCGCAGACUGAAAGUCUUAACGACAUCCUUCGCGAGCCCGACAGUGCUGUGUUCAUUGGAACCGACUACUUCGCCACAGCCGAUGAGGGUGACCUAGAUGGAGGGUCUCGCGGGUUUACAAUUUUUGGUCUUGACGGCACCGUUGUUUACGAGUCCGGAAACUUCUUGGAACACGCUACUGCUCGCUACGGACACUACCCAGAAGGUCGUUCCGAGAACAAGGGAAACGAGCCCGAGGGUAUGACCUAUUCAACUUUUGGUGACGAGAACCUUCUGUUUGUUCUAUCCGAACGCGCGAACACUGUCUACGUCUUUAACGUCGACCCGACAGAUCCAUCAAAUGUUUCGUUUAAGCAAGUCCUUCCCAGUGGUGUCGGUCCAGAGGGUGUCACGGCUAUUCCAAGCAGAAAUCUGUUAGCGGUCGCGUCGGAAGUGGAUGAUCGAGGUGCUGCCAUUCGCAGCAGUAUUACCAUUUACGAAUAUGCCGAAGGAACAGCCGCCUACCCUACUCUAGUGUCAAACAACCGCGCGGAUGGAACUCCUAUACCGUUUUCAGCCCUUUCUGGACUGGCUGCUGCAGAUGCGCCAGGAAUAGGUGGUCAAGCCGGGAUAUUGUAUUCUGUUGAUGACUCAUUCUACUCGAAAAGCAGAAUUUUCACGAUCGAUGUCACUUCCUUCCCUUACGCGAUUACUAAUGAAAUGCGUGUCAUGGACUCCGACGGCGUCCUUGCGGCUGCUUUCCCCAACAGCACUCUUGUCAACGACGACAUGACGGUCAACCUUGACCAAGAAGGAAUUGCUGUUUCUCGGGAGGGCGGAUAUUGGAUUGCCAACGAAGGUGCAGGUACAGUGGGUGACAUCGAGAAUCCUGUCACCACUGCAAACUUUGUUGUUAAGGUGUCGACGGAGGGUGUAAUAGAGACCGUAGUCACCUUACCUGAAGAGAUAGAUGCUAUUCAAGUUCGCUUUGGCUUCGAAGGUAUUGCUGAGUACGGUGAUUUCAUUGUUGUCGCAUUUCAACGCGCAUGGGGAGAGGAGGCCAAUCCGCGAUUGGGGAUCUACGAUACAACUUCUAGUACAUGGAAAUUUGUCUUCUACCCCCUCGAUACGCCCUCUUCUCAGAACGGAGGAUGGGUCGGUAUUGGAGAUCUUUCUCCAGUCGGCAAUGGCGACUUUGUGGUCCUUGAGCGCGACAAUCAAGGAGGACCUGAUGCCGCCAUCAAAAAGAUAUACAAAAUAAGCCUUGGCUCGAUGCUUGAGGUCGAGGAAAGUACUACGGUCGAGAAGACUUUGGUGAGGGACGUCUUACCAGACCUUGCUGCGUCGAAUGGCAAUAUUUAUGAGAAACUUGAGGGUCUUGCUGUGACUAGCGAAGGAGAAGUGUGGAUCAACAACGACAACGAUGGCGUUGACGACAACAGUGGGGAGCAGCAGCUUAUUAGUCUGGGAAUGAUCGUCACCAUUCCCGAGGGAACAGCAACUCCUAUUGAAGACUCCCCGACUGUGUCGCCCGUGCAAGGAACUAGUAUGGCCAAUCGAGUAGGCCACGGAGGUGCUCUUCUCGUCUUCGGCUUCUUUGCUUUAUUGUGAGUAUAGAAGGUCACGUAGCUAGAGAAAGAAAGAGUUAAUCUCAAAAAGAGUCAAGUCCACGAACUUCAAAUAAACUAUAAGCCUUCUUUCGUUGACCC
Messenger RNA from Phaeodactylum tricornutum CCAP 1055/1, 2523 nucleotides. RefSeq lists its product with no specific name. The record is from RefSeq and is a predicted model, not a curated record. The coding region runs from base 44 to 2425 and encodes 793 amino acids. Gene Ontology annotation, molecular function: protein binding. Lineage: Eukaryota; Bacillariophyta; Bacillariophyceae; Surirellales; Neidiaceae. The transcript has 3 exons.